GUCUAGAGUUCUAGACACUCCGGCUUCCUCAGCAACAAACAGCGAGAUCUAUUGACUCCAGCUCCCAUUAAUUCUUUGUUCAAACUAGAGACAUAAAGACAUGCUAGGGUUUUCAUACGGAGAGUUGUUUUUAUUGCUUGGAGCUACUGCGGCUUUAAUUGGACCUAAGGACCUUCCAGUCAUAGCAAGAACUGCUGGGAGGUUAUCUGGCCGUGCUAUUGGCUAUGUUCAAAUGGCCCGUGGUCAAUUUGAGAGUGUCAUGCAGCAAACUCAAGCUCGACAGGUCCACAAAGAGCUACAAGAUACAAUUGCUCAAUUAGAAGCCAUACAACAUGGAAUCCGAACCAUUUCUUUUGUGAAUCCGGGUCCAUUAACCACAAGGCUAGUUGAUAACAUAAAAAAUCACUCACCCACUGCUGGUGCUGGUACAUCGAUGGAAAAUGGACCUGAAAAGUCUGAAAGUAAGGGCACAACUAUCAGUAAUACACCCAAGGAUUGUAACUUUAAGCCCUCAACCUCUUCUGAUAUGAACAGUCAAGCAACAGCAUAUGCAAAACUUGCUGAAAUCACAUUAUCAAAACCCAAGUAUGAAAACUGCGAAGCUCUGAAUGAGGUUCCUGAUAAGUCUGGUAAUCUUGUGCUUCCAGUCUCUGCUAAAAGUGCAGGUCUAUUGCCUGAUCAUACAGCUGAAGCAAAGGGAUCUGACAUUGUGCUAGAAGCUAUUAUAGAGGCAGAUGUGGCACAAAAUUCAAAGAAGUUUUUCACACAGCCCCAAAAUCAAAUGAAAUGAAAUAGAGGUACCUGGUUAUUCAAUAUAAUAGUGUAGCUACUCAGAUUAACCGUUUGGUUGUGUGACAUCUAUCACAUCUGCUGGCUUGGGAAGUGUAUUGAUUUACAAAACCAGGUCAUUCCACCCCAGAUUACCUCCUAGGAGUUCUUACUGUGAUUAGAAUGUCCUUUGGUCCUAACAUAUCAAAAUCCUAGAUCAGCAUACAGAAUUCAAUGCAUGAAGUAUGUAAAACAACUCGGUUAACAACCUCAAUUGAUAUGUAGCCGUUAAGAUUUGCAAACAAGAAUAUCAGAGUGAAGUUAAAUUCAGGGUUAAUCGAAGACACAGAUUCACCGUCUCUACAGAUUCCCAUUAAAGUUGAAGUAACUCUGGGGAAUGGAAUGAACUCUGCAUAUGAAAAGAGUUUUUAAACAGUGAGAUAAUGCAAUGUUUUGAGGAGCCCUAAAAAAACUGUAGGUGGAUGAUGAAGACCAGAUGCCUAGGCGUAGCUUCUCAGCAGGGUCUAGUAGUAGGUAGGCAGGGAUCUUAUAACUGACAGUUAUA
Messenger RNA from Cuscuta epithymum, 1333 nucleotides. The record is from the annotation of a GenBank genome assembly. NCBI's taxonomy places the organism in Eukaryota, Viridiplantae, Streptophyta, Magnoliopsida, Solanales, Convolvulaceae.